This is a messenger RNA of Hemibagrus wyckioides, 10142 nucleotides long. It is a transcript of the gene lama2, whose product is annotated as laminin, alpha 2. Gene Ontology annotation, biological process: cell adhesion; regulation of cell migration; regulation of cell adhesion. The coding region runs from base 90 to 9710 and encodes 3206 amino acids. The record is from RefSeq and is a predicted model, not a curated record. Gene Ontology annotation, cellular component: basement membrane. Lineage: Eukaryota; Metazoa; Chordata; Actinopteri; Siluriformes; Bagridae. The transcript is spliced from 65 exons. Gene Ontology annotation, molecular function: signaling receptor binding; extracellular matrix structural constituent.
AGAGAGAGGCUAUCUGUCCGUGCUGAACUUUUUCUCCUCUAGAAGUUUUUGUGCGCGCGCUCAGCCGGCAACACCGCGCGCACUUCACCAUGAAGUCUCCGCAUGUCCUCGCGCUGUUUCCGCUGCUCCUCUGCCUCAGUUCCGCUCAGCACAGAGGUCUGUUCCCCGCUGUGUUGAAUCUGGCCUCCAUGGCUAAGAUCAGUGCGAAUGCUACGUGUGGAGAGAACGGACCUGAGACCUUCUGUAAGCUGGUGGAACAUGUCCCAGGACAACCGGUCCCAAACCCACAGUGUGGAGUGUGUAACCUGAGGAGUGAGAGGAUCUACGAGCGACACCCGAUCGAGUUCGCCAUCGACGGCACACACCGCUGGUGGCAGAGUCCCAGUAUAAAGAACGGCAUGGACUACCACUACAUCACCAUCACACUCGACUUACAGCAGGUGUUCCAGAUAGCAUACGUCAUCCUGAAGGCUGCAAACUCUCCACGGCCCGGGAACUGGAUCCUGGAGCGAUCUCUGGAUGGAGAAACCUUCAUGCCGUGGCAGUAUUACGCCAUCACAGAUACGGAAUGCAUCACACGCUUCAACAUCACCCCGAGAACUGGACCACCGGCUUACAAACAUGAUGAUGAGGUCAUCUGUACCUCAUUUUACUCCAAAAUCCACCCGCUGGAGAACGGAGAGAUCCACACGUCUCUGAUAAACGGCCGCCCGAGUGCCGAAGACCCGUCUCCAACACUGCUCAGCUUCACUACUGCUCGCUACAUCCGCUUCCGGUUUCUACGGAUACGAACUCUGAAUGCUGACCUCAUGACCCUGGCCCUUAAAGACCAGAGAGACGUGGACCGCAUCGUCACCAGACGGUAUUAUUACUCUAUAAAGGAUAUAUCUGUAGGAGGGAUGUGUAUCUGCUACGGUCAUGCCAAAGCCUGUCCUCUCAACACCCUGACCAAGAAACUGAGCUGUGAAUGUGAGCACAACACGUGUGGAGAGAGCUGUGACCGCUGUUGUCCCGGCUACAACCAGAAACCCUGGAUGGCUGGAACCUUCCUCACACGCCACGUCUGUGAGAAGUGUAACUGUCACAGGAAAUCAGAUGAAUGUUACUAUAACCAGACCGUAGCUGAUAUGAAACUCAGCUUGAACACUCGUGGUGAAUAUGAAGGAGGCGGAGUCUGUGUUGGUUGCUCUGACAACACCGCUGGGAUUAACUGUCAGUCAUGUGUUGAAGGGUUCUAUCGGCCGAGCCAGGUGAGUGCAGAUGACCUUCGACCCUGCCGACCCUGCUCAUGUGACCCCACAGGCUCCAUCUCUACAGUCUGUGUACCUGAUGAUACUCAGGCCAGUGCAGGGCUGUCUGCAGGUUGGUGCCGCUGUAAGCAGGGGUAUGCAGGUGAGAGGUGUGACAGGUGUGCUUUCGGCUACACUGGAUUUCCUGAGUGUCAGCGCUGCAACUGUAGUGUGGAGGGCAGCAUUAAUAAGGACCCUUGCCAGCUACCGUGUGUGUGUAAGGUGAAUGUUGAAGGAGAGAACUGUGAGCGAUGUAAAGUGGGGUAUUAUAAUCUCCAUGGCGACCGUUACGAGGGGUGUGAGAAGUGUUACUGCUCCGGAGUCUCCAGUGUGUGUGUGGAGUCUCAUUGGGAACACAUGAACGUCACUGACAUGCCCCGCUGGUAUCUGACCGGUACUCAAAGGGAGGGGAAAUUGUGGGUGGCCCCUGCUAUGGCCACGCCCAUUCGUGUGACAGUGAAUAAUAAGGAUGCUGAGGCUUUACACUUUACUCCACCCUAUUACUGGAAUGCUCCUGCUUCAUACCUGGGAAAGAAGAUUUUGGCGUAUGGAGGCUCUCUAACAUAUACAGUUUCCUGCGACGGAGACGAGCCAAUCAGAAUGACUGAAGGCUCUGAUGUCAUCAUUGAGGGCGGUGGCCUGCGUUUGACAGCUGUACACUCAGAGGUGUAUUCUGGUCUGCGACUGGCCGGCGUGGUGAGGAGGCGGGUCUCUCUGACACCGGAGAGUUUCCGUCACCUCGACUCCAACGCUGUGGUCAGUAAGAGUGACAUCAUCAGAGUGCUGCUGAGCAUCACACACAUCAGACUGAGAGCAGCACAUUGUCAACAACACAGUCUGUCCUCAGUCAGUAUGGAGGUUGCAUCUGCAGACUCUCAGUCUGGUGUUCAGGCCCGAGAGGUCGAGGUGUGUGUGUGUCCACACGGUUACACAGGAACUUCCUGUGAGACAUGUGCAGAAGGCUACAGGAGGGUUAAUGGGACUCUACACCAGGGAGUGUGUGAACUCUGCCACUGCCAUGGACACUCGUCGCACUGUGAUGACAUCACUGGACACUGCCUGGAAUGCAGACACCACACCAUGGGCCUAAACUGUGACGUGUGUGGCCCUGGUUACUAUGGCGAUGCCACCAGAGGAACCCCGGAUGACUGUCGGCCCUGCGCCUGUCCUCUCCGGACACCCUCCAACAACUUUAGUCCAACAUGCCACCAGGACAGAGACGGUCAGGUGGUCUGCGAUCGGUGCCGAGUGGGUUACGCCGGUCCUCACUGUGACAGAUGUGAUAACGGUUAUUUCGGCUCUCCUGGAGUUGUGGGCGGUUCCUGUAGUCCAUGUAACUGCAGUGGGAACUUGGACCUCUCUGUGCCUCGUAGCUGUGACCCGGUAACUGGGGCGUGUCUUCGUUGCCGUGGCGGUUACGCAGGACCAAACUGUGAAACCUGUGCAGACGGUUACUAUGGAGACGCCAUAGUGGCCAAGGACUGCCAACCGUGUGGGUGUAACAUUAAUGGCUCUGUGUCUGAGGUGUGUAAUAAAGAGACUGGACAGUGUCAGUGUCACCAGAAUGUCCUGGGCCGAGUGUGUGACGAGUGUAUACCGGGCCACUGGUUGGACUCUGGCAUGUGUAAGCCGUGUGUGUGUAGUGGGCGGGGCUCCAUGUCUCCGCACUGUGACUCUGAGGGCAGGUGUGUGUGUAGACCUGGCUUCGUGGGCCGCAGGUGUGACAUAGUGAGGAGAGAAACACAGCGGCCCAUCCAGAGAAUCCCUCUCAACCAGAACUGGGAGAACAGGAGGGGCUGCCCUCGGGGGGCUUACCCCACCCCCACGGGGCCAGGGACACACUUGCAGCCAGGCAGUGGGUGUGUCCCAUGUCACUGUAACUCGUUCGGUUCUAAGUCGUUUGACUGCAGCGAGAGCGGUCAGUGCCGCUGUCAGCCCGGAGUCACUGGACAGAAGUGUGACCGCUGCACUCCCGGACACUUCAACUUCCAGGAAGGAGGGUGCACACCGUGUGAGUGUUCUCAUGUGGGGAAUAACUGUGACCCAGGCACAGGACGCUGUCUCUGUCCUCCCAACACUGUGGGAGAUCGAUGUGAGAAAUGUGCCCCUAAUCACUGGGGUCACGACAUCGCCACUGGCUGCAAGGCGUGUGGCUGUAACGUGAUGGGUGCGGUCACUCAGCAGUGUAACGUGAACACAGGGUGUUGUUUUUGUCGUGAUCAGUUCACGGGUGAGAAGUGUAAUGAGUGUAAGCUCGGGUACAGGAACUUCCCACACUGCGUUUCCUGUGACUGCUCUCUCCCCGGAUCUAAUGCUGAAACCUGCAGCACUGAAGAGGGCAUGUGUGCGUGUGCUGAGAGGACGGGUCAGUGCUCCUGCAAGCUGAACGUAGAGGGUCUGAGGUGUGAGGUGUGUAAGAUCGGGACGUUCGGGCUCAGUGUGAGGAAUCCUCUGGGAUGCAGUCGCUGUUACUGCUUUGGCCUGAGCACGAGCUGCACCGAGGCCCAGGGACUGAUCCGCAUGAGGCUGACUCUGAUGCCGGAGCAAAAGGUGCUCCCCCUAGUGGACAAAGACAAUACUAAGGAGAUCACACUUGGGGUAACGUUCCAGUAUCCUGAAAUCAUCGCUAACGCUGAGGUGAUUCAUCAGGAACUCGCCGAGCCGUACUACUGGAAACUCCCCAAACAGUUCAGAGGCUCCAUGAUAACUGCAUAUGGAGGGAAACUAAAGUACACCAUUUAUUAUGAAGCUCGUGAUGAAACAGGCCACGCCUCCUAUGAGCCUCAGGUCAUCAUUAGGGGCGGAGCCAACAGGGACAAAGUCAUGGUACGACACAUGGUAGAGCCACAGAUCGGUCAGCUGACCCGUCACGAUAUCGACAUGACAGAGCACGAGUGGAGGCACCAGGACAACAAGCCCAUGACCCGAGAGGAUUUUAUGGAUGUUUUGUUCUAUGUGGAUUACGUUUUCAUUAGAGCCUCACAUGGAAAUGUCAUGAGACAAAGCAGGAUCUCAGAGAUCUCUCUGGAGGUGGCAGAAGAAGGCCGGCCAUCAGUGGAGAGCGAACGAGCGCAUCAGAUCGAGAAGUGUGAGUGUCCUCAGGGAUACUCCGGCCUCUCCUGUGAGGAGUGUGCAGCUGGGUUCUACAGGUUGUCCUCGCGUGUCUCUGGCUCCAGGUUCAGGUCAGGGAUGGGCAGCUGUGUUCGGUGUGAGUGUAAUGGCCACAGCAGCUCCUGUGACCCGGACACCGGCGUCUGUCAGAACUGUCAGCACAACACAGAAGGAGAGAAGUGUGAGAGAUGUUCUGCUGGUUAUUACGGUGUGGUACGCGGCUCUCCUGAUGACUGCAAACGCUGUGCUUGUCCUCUCACCAACCCUGCCAAUAAUUUCAGUCCUGCGUGUGUGACCGAGGGUUUUAACGAUUAUCGCUGUACCGCGUGUCCUGAAGGCUACGAGGGGAAGUACUGUGAGAGGUGUGCAACUAGUUACCAUGGCGACCCGCGGCGGCCAGGCGGGCGGUGUGAGGAGUGUGAGUGUGACCUGGUCGGCGCGCUGCCCGUUCCGUGUGACACACACACGGGCGCGUGUCAGUGCCGACCCGGAGCCACAGGCUUGAAGUGUGACCGCUGCAUGGAGAAGCAUGUGUGUGGACCAGCGGGCAUAGUGUCUUGUGAUGAUGACUGUGCUGGACUCCUGAUCAGAGACAUGGAUCGGUUGCUAACAUUGAUUAGCGGUGCAAAUCUGACGCUGCCCCUCCCCCCACCGUACGGCGCUCUCUACCGCGUCGAGAACAUGACCGAUGAGCUGAAGCACAUGCUGUCUCCUCACCGGGCUCCAGAGAGACUCCUGCAGUUGGCGGACAGUAAUCUUGGCAGUCUGGUCACUGAAAUGGACGAAUUACUGAGCAGGGCCACGAAAGUGUCAGCAGACGGAGAGCAGACUGACUCUGACGCCGAGAGAAGUCACAAACGAGCUGAAGAUCUCGAGCUGUUUGUUAAAAACACACUGCUUGCUGCUGAAGCUCUGCGUGAUAAAGCCCGGGAGCUGAAUGCCACUUUGGGUCGGAGGGACGGCGGAGUGGAGAAGAGCGUGAACGAGAUGCAGGAUGAGAUCAAGGCCAUGAUCACUGAACUCCGCACACGCCAACUCACGCACCCACACACACACACUGUGCAGGAGGAACUCAGGGCUGCUCAGGAUCUCCUGCUGAAGGUUCAGCGCAGCUUCGUGGCUCCUCACCGUGUCUCUGAGGAGCUGCAGCAGGAAGUGGACACCAAGCUGAGGGACCACCACCACAAACUGGACGGAGCUCAGGAGCUGCUGGACCAAGCUCAGGGCAAAACUGGACAAGCUCGAACACUGAACAGUGACAACCUGCGCAGACUGGAGGAGCUACGGAGGAAAAGGAAUGAAAACAAUAAAAAGAGGAAGGAGACGGAGGGAGUCCUGGAUGAUGGAGAGAAGAUCCUGAAUGAAGCUAACGCUCUCUCAGACAACGUCAACCGUGGCAUUGAGGAGAUGGAGGGGAUGGAGCAAGAGCUGGAACCCCUACAAGAUCGACUGGACUACAGAGUGUCCAAACUGGCUCGAGUCAUGGAGGACGACACACUGCCCGAACUCCUGCUCAGAGCCGAGAACCACGCUGGACAGCUGAACGACUCCGCCAGCAUACUGGACAGCAUCCUGGCUGAGGCUAAGAACCUCUCCUUCAAUGCCACAGCCGCGUUCAACGCCUACAGCAACAUCAAGAACUACAUCGAAGAGGCGGAUAAAGCAGCCAAGCAGGCCAAAGAUACGGCUACAGAGGCUGUGCAGCUGGCCACAGGACCGAAGGGCGCUCUGAAAGAUGAGGCUAAAGGCUCGGUGCAGAAAAGCCAGCGUCUGUGGAACGAGGCCAAGAACCUGGAGAACGUUGUGAAAGAGAAUGGAGAUAAUCUGGGAGUUCUGCAGCUCCGUCUCAAAGGCGCUGAUGCCAAGAACAAAGAUCUGCUGAAGGGCCUGAACGAAAACCUGGCAAUGCUCCGAGCCAUCCCCAACGACACGGCAGCUAAGCUCCAGGCCACGAAGCAGAAGGCGGGUAAUGCUAACGGCACGGCGCUCGAGGUUCUGGCUCGGCUCAAAGACAUGAACCAGAACCUGAUGGGUCUGAAUCGGAACUACAGCAAGCUGAAGGACGACAUCAACAAGGCCAACAACCUCAUCCAGGACCCUGAGAAAAACAUCCACGCAGCCGGUGCUAAAGUGAAGGAUCUGGAGGAUGAAGCCGAGCGACUGCUGGAGAAGCUGAAGCCGAUUCAAGAGCUGCAGGACAACCUGCGGAAAAACAUCUCUCAGAUUAAAGAGCUCAUUAAUCAGGCUCGCAAACAGGCCAACUCUAUCAAAGUGUCUGUGGCGUCCAGGGGAGACUGUAUCCGCACCUACAGGCCGGACAUUAAGAAAGGACGCUACAACACCAUCAUCCUGAACGUAAAGACGCUCGCCGCAGACAACCUGCUCUUCUACCUCGGCUCGGCUAAAUUCGUGGAUUUCCUGGCGAUCGAGAUGAGGAAGGGUAAGGUGAACUUCCUGUGGGACGUCGGGUCAGGGGUCGGCCGAGUGGAGUAUCCCGACCUCGCCAUUAAUGAUGGAAACUGGCACAGAAUCGAAGCCUCACGUGUGGGUCUGAAUGGCAGUAUUUCCGUUCGGCCCCUCGAGGGCCCCAAAGCGGGCAUCGUACCCACCUGGCAGAGUGCCAAGUCACCUGAGAGCUACACGGUGCUGGAUGUGGAUCAGAACGCUUACCUGUUUGUAGGAGGAAUGUUGGGCAGUAUAAAGAAAGCAGAUGCGGUGAAGACUAUCACAUUCUCCGGCUGUAUGGGAGAGACGUAUUUGGACGGUAAACCAAUCGGAUUGUGGAACUAUAGAGAGAGAGAUGGAGACUGUAAAGGAUGUGUGGUCAGUCCUCAACCUGCUGACUCUGAAGCUGUGGUUCAGUUUGAUGGUGAGGGUUACGCUGCAGUCAGUCGUCCAGUCAGAUGGAACCCCAACAGUUCCACAGUGACGUUCAAGUUCCGCACUUUCUCCACCAGCGCUGUGAUGAUGUAUCUCGCCACCAAGGACAUGAAAGACUUUAUGAGUAUCGAGCUGAGUGAGGGUCGUGUCAAGGUCAGCUAUGAUCUUGGUUCUGGUACUGGCUUCGCCCUCAGCCAGAAACGACAAAACGAUGGACGAUGGAAGUCACUCACCAUGACUCGCUCCAAAAAACAAGGCACUGUGAUCAUCCUGGACAUGGACUCGAACGAAGAGGAGAAACUUUCCAUACAUUCUCAGGGAGGAGCAACGGGUCUCAAUCUGAAGGAGGAUGAGAGGAUCUAUUUUGGUGGUUUACCAACCAUCGGGAACUACAGGCCCGAGGUGACCCUGAGGAGAUACGCCGGGUGUAUGAAGGACAUUGAAGUUUCCAGAACACCGUACAACAUCCUGAGCAGCCCAGACUACACUGGACUAACCAAGGGCUGCAGCAUAGAGAACGUCCACACGGUCAGUUUCCCCAGGCCCGGAUUUAUGGAGUUGAGUCCGAUGGUGUUUGAUGUCGGCUCGGAGAUCACGCUGUCCUUCAGCACCAAGAAUGAAAACGGCAUCAUCUUGUAUGGCCGAGGCGGAGUGACCACUUUGAGUCACCUCGUCCAGAGCACAAAGAACAUCCAGAACCGGAACCGUUUCCUGAACCCAGGCCGCAAACGCAGGCAGACCGGAGAGCCGUAUGUGUCAGUACAGUUGAAUAAGGGAGCUCUGGAGGUGCUGGUGUUCACGGGCAGUAAAAACCCUCGCCGGACCAUCAGAAAACCUGAUGGAGGGAUCUUACACGACGGACUGGAGCACUCACUGCGCCUCCGCCGCCACUCAGGAGGCUUAUUCUCAGUGCAGGUGGAUGAAGAGGAGCGACUGGAGCAGGCAUUAUCCAGUGAUCAGCCAAUCAUUAUUCAGAGGCUGUUUGUGGGCGGAGUCCCAGUUGACAUGGCAGGUGGCCUGCAGAGACCUGGUCUGCCGUUCGAGGGCUGCAUCUGGAACCUUCUGAUCAACACAAUCCCCAUGGACUUCUCCCAACCGGUGGCCUUCGAGAACGCUGAAAUUGGGCGGUGUCCUGAUGUAGCCCCACCCCCUCCUCCACCAGCUCCAGAAGAAGAGGAGGAAGAAGAAGAGGAGGAGGAAGUGACUCCGCCCAAAUUACCUGUAGUGAGACCACCACUACGUCCACCUUCCACUGCCACGCCUCCUGCUGAUGUCAUCACCGUCCCUGCCGUGCCUGAUGGCCAUCAAACAGCGGUGUCCUGUGCAGUGGAGGCGGAGCCUGAAGUGCUGCAAUUAGCGAAGCAGUUUGGUCUCUCGAGGAACAGCCACAUGGCCUUCGAGUUUGACGACAGGAAGGUGAAGAACAGCCUGAUCCUGGAGUUUGAGCUGAGGACAGAGGCGGAGUCAGGGUUGGUGUUUUACAUGGCCAGAAUAAACCACGCAGACUUUGCCACGGUGCAGGUGAAGGAGGGAAUGGCUCACCUGAGCUACGACCUGGGCAGCGGGAACACGUCGGUCAGCGUCCCGCGCAUCAUUAAUGACGGACACUGGCACAAGAUUAAAGUGCGUAGGGAAAAACAGAGAGGCUACUUGACUGUGGAUGGCCGUUACAUCAAACACACCAUCAGCCCGAAGAAAGCCGAUAUCCUGGACGUGGUGGGAACGCUGUACGUGGGAGGACUUCCUCUAAACUACACCACCAAGCGUAUAGGACCGGUGGUGUACAGCAUUAACGGCUGUAUCAGAAACUUCCAGAUGAAGGAUGGACCGAAGGACCUGGAGAACCCGAGCUCCAGUUACCGCGUGGGAUCGUGUUUCACUAAAACACAGAGCGGCUCGUACUUCAGCGGCACGGGAUUCGCUAAAGCAGUGAGCACCUACAGAGUCGGAAACGACCUCACCCUGGAACUGAACUUCCGCACCAGUACCAGUACCGGAGUUCUGAUCGGAAUCAGCAGCCAGGUCAUGGAUGGACUCGGCCUGGAGCUACUCAAUGGAAGGCUUCUCUUCCACGCUGAUAACGGAGUGGGGCGUGUCACCACUAUGUCCCAGGGGGCGGAGCUCUGUGAUGGACAGUGGCAUUCCGUCACCGCCCACAAACUGAAGCACCGCCUGGAGCUGAUUGUAGAUGGCAGAAAAUCCGAAGCAGCGAGUCCAGACGCUAGCUCCGCCUCCGCCGACACCAACGACCCCGUCUACGUGGGCGGAUACCCUGAGGGCCUGAAGCAGUUUGGUCUGACUGUCAACACUCCGUUUAAAGGCUGCAUGAGGAACAUAAAGCUGAUUAAAGCAGGAAAAGUUCUGGAGGUUCAGCUCAACAAAGCUCUGGAGCUCAAAGGGGUCCAGCCUCUCACGUGUCCUGCUGCCUAAACACACACACACACACACACACACACACACUUCUCUCAUCAGAAAGUCAUUUAGCUCUGAAGAAACACCAAAGAAAUCUUCUAUGAUGUAGAAGAAAAUUAACCCAAAUUAAAUGUUACAGGUGUGUGUGUGUGUGUGUGUAUAUGAGUGUGUGUGUGUGUGUGUGUGUGUGUAAAAUCACACUUGUCCUCCAUGUUGCAGUGAUUUUAGAAUGAACACACGCCUCAUAAACUGCUUAAGUUGUUAAUGGUGAGCGUUAAAAUCUGUCCAGUCUGACGGUCAGUGGUUUUAUUCAGCAGGGGUUGUGUAGCUUUAGACACAACUUUCUCACAUUACUUAAGCAUCGUUUCAGGAGAUUUGUAUCUUCACCUGAAUAUAAAUAAAAACCUCUGUGUGCUUUUACUUCUCAUUUUACUUCUGUGUUUUAACAUC